Porites lobata is the source of this 5506-nucleotide messenger RNA. The record is from the annotation of a GenBank genome assembly. NCBI's taxonomy places the organism in Eukaryota, Metazoa, Cnidaria, Anthozoa, Scleractinia, Poritidae.
GGUGGUCGUGUUCCAGCAGACGCUGUGACGAUCAUUCAAAAGAUGUCACAGGAAAGCAUUUACGUAACAGUCGUUUUCUGGGUUUUGUGCAGCUGUGGAAUAAUUUUCUGCUUGUGUUGUUUGAUUCUGAACUUUAUUUACCAAAGAAACAGGUAAGAAAGACAACAAAAGGCGUUGAAACAAUGAUUGGCGACUAUUUGUCUGUGGAUGCUCUUCCCUUUUUUUUCGGAACAAAAUAGUUAGCUAACUAUCCUUAUUAUUCAUUCAAAAUAUUGGCUAAAAGCACACGCAUAAUUCACCAUAACCACUUACUGAUGACCAAUUUGGAAGAAUUUGUGUUUAACGAGGUUAAUGCACCGUUAACCGAGAAGACCUGGGGACGAGGUCGAGUUGUUUUCCUUGAGAAAACUAAAAUGGCGGAUACUUCACUCGUUUCAAGAGUAAGAACUACAGCUGGAAUUAGGCGAAAUAAUGGCUAAAAAACAUAGAAAAAACAGCAAAAAAGCAACUCGGAGGGCAACAUCUGCUAUUUGGAGAAUAUUUGCGGAGCUGGACAAACCUGAACGUACACUAUCGAAGAUAAACUCAACAUCGAUGCAGGUAAGCAUGUUUUAGCUGUUUUUAAACUAGACAUUAUUUUGAAUGAAUUGUAAAUCAAUUCCGGCCUCUGUGGAUAACACCCUCCUCGAUCUGCUUAAUUCUUGAUAUCCUACGAAAGCCGAAUUCAUUAAUUGCUAAUUGAGUGUUUUGCAUCACAGUUGAUAGAAAUUAUCUAAUUGGUAGGGGACAGGUCUAUCAAUACGGGAAUUUCCCGUGACAAACGUUACCAGUAUAAAUUUGUAUUUAAAGAAUCGGCGGUUCACCUUCCAACAGUGACUCCUUCAUGGUUAAACUCUUAUGUCGAUAUUUGUGUCUUAUAGAAAGCUCCGUGAAUCUUUCAAGGCAUCUUUCAAGGCUUUCAUUCAUUGGUGCGAUUGGGUGUCUAACACUGAAUUGAAAACGUAUAUUCCUGCUGUGAUAGUAGCCUGCGAAAACAUCCGUUUCUCCUCGCUCUUCUCCGCUUGGGACGUUUCGCGAGGAGGAACGUCUGCGACUCAGCGACAGAAAUUCCAUACUGAUGACGUAAAAUCUGCCCGGAAUCCGGUCAGAAGCGCUGAUUGGUAGACGUAGUAGUUACAUUGUUUUAGCUAUUUUUUACGAAUGACAGACAAAAGACAAAAGGCCACAAAGGUCAAAUGUAAACGCGAAGAAUCUCGAGCAAAACAGUCAAUAUCUGUGGAAUAUACUCUUCUCUAGAAGAAGCAUUUGAGAUUUGCUGGAGCUCGUUGGCAGAUGAACACAACACUUUACCAAAAUCGAUCAGAAGGCACGUGAAAUUGGACAAAUUUGUAUUUGGAACCCCAUGACUACCGGAUUUAUUAUGUAAACAUUGAUUUGCGUCAUCAGUAUGGAAUUUCUGCCGCUGAGUCGCAGACGUUCCUCCGCGCGAAACGUCCCCAGUUGCGAAGAGCGAGGAGAAACGGAUGCUUUCGCAGGCUACUAUGAUAGCCGAGAGAUAACAAAAUGAGGGUGGAUUCAUUUGCAACAUGCGCGCAGAACUGUUGCAUUUGGCCACUGGAUCUUUUUAUUGUUUUAAGGCUUAAAAACAGCACAAAAAUUCCAGCAGGCAAAUGCGACAGCUGUACGCGUAUGCAAAUGAAUCCACCCUGAGUUAACGCAGCAUCAACAAAAGCUUUAAUCUCUAUACAGCUAUUUCGAGAAAGGUUGUCGGGAAAAGUGCACGCGACAAUCCUGAAAGGCAUUGUGGGUGGUUUUGAGUUCUCUUUUUUUCAAAGAAAUUUGAAAGAAUUGGCACGAAAGGCCAUGGAAAUGUGUUUGCGAGUGGAAAAUCUUUGUUAAAAUUAACUGGCAGCAAGCUGAAAACUAGGUUUAUUCGAACUACAAGAUUUCCUACUUGACAAUACAACAAUUCAUUGUUUUGACUGUGUAUUUUUUAUGUAAUAUAUCAAGCAUGAGACGUAGUGUUUUAUCACCAGAUGAAACACUGAGAAGGGAGUUGAAAAUACGACGUGCAGCGGAUUAUUUUUGACGAACUUCGAGGUGUUUCAUCUGGUGAUGAAACACUGUGUCGAAUAUUUGAUAUUACUUCUCAAACAAAACGAUUUUAGAAGGAGAAAUUAAUGAUGCAAAAAUGACCAGUUUUUCAUCUGAUUUCCAUGCACCCAUUAAACAUUUAAAUUUCUUUUGUAUUUUGUUUAUGAAUUAUUAAUGAGUUUGAGAAAUUUUUUACUGAACUUGUUUUUAUGGGUUUCUGGUACACAAAUGAAAACUAAAAUUUAGACAGAAAGGACAACGAAAGUCGGAAAGAAGAGGCAUGUAAGAGACUAUCUUUUUGCAUGUUAUUAUAACGGCCACCUCUCUAUAACGGCCGCCUUUUUUAUUGCGAGUAGCCCCUACAUUGACUCUUGUUUAAAAUUGUCUACAACGACCACUUUCAUCCGACCCCAAGGUGGCCGCUGUGGAGAUUUAUUUACCGUGGGGUGCCUGUGGUACAGAUAUUCCAACCCUGCUGACAACUAAAAAAGGGAGGUUUUAGGAGCAGCAUAGCCGCUUUACGACAAGCGCUCAAGACGCGAGCCUCUAGGGGGUUCGAGGGCAUGUUCCCCCGGGAAGAUUUUAAGAAAUGUACCUCUAAGAUGCCAUGCAUUUCCCGUGUUUUGAGAUCACGGUCAAUUGAAAUGCCGCGCCCAAAAUUAUCACUGGCUUAUGGUCGAAUGCUAAAAGGGUAAAAAAUGGCUGAGAUACCACAGAAAAUCGGCACAGAAGCAUGCCAAAAAGAUUGGUUAAAAAGAGGAAUGUAAAAGUUUAAAAAUCCGGAAAAUAUUAAACGUAAACGGGAGGCCGAAAACAAGAGAUUUCCGGCCAAAACGGGAGGGUUGGAAUCUCUGAAACUGGCAUAAACGACAAAAGACUCAGUAGUAAUCUCUAUUAAUUUAUUCCACGUUAGAUUAAUGUCCGUAGAUUAUAUUUUGUUAUCUUAAUUUACAAUGGCGAAAAGAGUUUGGCACCAUAAGCUGGAAACUAACCUGUCUUAAUAACAGACAACGGUCACAAAAACAGUCCAAAAAGGUCCAAAUGCACUAAACACAGUAACUGCAAUACAGUGUCAAUUACAGCGAAGCUAACGUUCUGCUAAUUUUUCUCGUCACAGCUUUAUAAGAAUGUCAUUUCCUAAUUUCAACAAUGUGUCAGUGAUGGGAUGCAUUCUCUUCUACUUCGAACUGUUUCUAUCAGCCUACAGCAACUCCAUCUUUGCAACGCACAACUCUUCUCUCUGCUAUGUAAGAACUGGCAUAACUUAAACGCACUUAAUAUAGCCGGGACUUUAUUGCCUCAAGAGAAGAUUGCUCUUUAAGAAUGACAACUAGUUUUUAUUAAUGCAGAUACAUCGGUGAUUAGUCUGGGAAGGCGAACCAAAACUUCAGUAUUCUGCCUUUUUGUGACAACCUUUUUAUGCCUUUUUUAAAUGAGAAAAAUUCUACAAGUGUGUUAUUUAAUGAGCCUUAAGAUAAUCGCAAAGUUCUCAGUGUCAGAGCAACGCAUCUUUUUGCAUCUUUUUUAAAAAAACCACUUAUCCUGAAUUGCUUUGUCCAGUGAUGUGAUGAGUUAGAAUCCAAAAGCUAAAAUCCUCAAGAACGUAUUUCGAAUGUGAAGGUCACAUGAAUUUUUUUAAAGUGGGAUGGAAACAUAAAACAUCUCUGGGAUCAAUGUCAGUUCUUGAAUUCCUUGUCUGGAUAUAUUACAGUUAAGCUCACUUCCUUGUCCUGAUUUCAUUAAUGUUAAACAGAUUAACGUCUGCCUUCUCUGUUCUGGAUUUACGUUGCUGUAUGGUGGAAUGUUUUUAAAAACGUGGAGAGUUUAUAGAAUCAGAAACGAGGUAGGGACAAUAAAUACCACCAUACAAUUACCACCACCAUCACGAUCAUCAGUAUUGUUAUCAACAUUAUGAUCAUCAUUAUUUGAUGAUAAUGUGUAGUUACGUUAUGACCCACCACCACCAGUAGUUAAGAUGCCUUCCAGUGGGACGGCCUGGAUUACUAUCAGUGAUUCAGAGAUCAUUCGGAGCAUAGCACAUAAAAGGAACCGACGAAUCCACUCGGCUAGGAAAGGAUUCAUCAGUUCAUUUGAUGCACUAUGAUCCUAUUGAUCUCGGAUCACUGAUCCUGAUCCAAAUCAUUCUAAAGGAACGCAUUCUUAUCUUUAUUUUUAUGUUUUUUUUUAUUAUUAUUUUUCUUCUAGCCUCUCCCUCUUUUAAUCUUUAAAAAAGCUAUCAAACGAAUUUGAAAAACUAGGUGAUGACCUGUUUAUUAACAUUGUUGUCGUCAAUUUCUUUGUGAUAAUCUCUUCUUCUUACUUGUUUUAGUCAUUUUCUCAGUCAUCAUCAUCAUCAUCAUCAUUAUCAUCAUCAUCAUCUUCGUCAUCAUCACUACCAUCGCCAUCAUCAUCAUCUACCCCAAUAAACAUAACCAUUACCACCCUCUCUGAGCAACAAGAUUAAAACGGUCAAUUUUUUUUAGGUUGCCAAGCUAAGUAUAACAGGUCUUUUGCUCAGGAUAGGUGUUGGCUGUCUUGUAGAUGUAAUUAUUCUAUCAUGUUGGGCAGUUGUUGAUCCAAUGACGAUACAACAUAUAGUAAUCAACAAGAAGGUAAAUUCAUAAAGCCACCCAUUGUUCUAUGAGAAAGAAAUUAUAUUUUUGUCUGGUAAUACCACCCACUGAAAGUACUUUCACGCCCAAGUUCCGAGUCACUUUGCAUCUUCUCUCUAAAGUAAGAAUAUGGCUUUAGUAAGACCUAAUUAUUCCAUAUGGAAGUUAUUUCUUAUUUUAUAUGAGGCAAAGCCCAAACAGGCUCUAACGGCUGGCCGCUUUUUAUUUAGACCGAUAUGCCAUUCUGACUUGAUGUGACGGAAGUGCUGUUGACAUUGUCAUACCCGCUUCUUCCCUGCGCCUUUCUUCGAUUUGUUUAAUUGUUAUUUAUUUGUCUUUUGAGUUUCUUGGGCAUUUUGGUUACCCUCACCUUCACUGGUCCACGUUGUUAAUUCAAGUCAUGUACGAUUCUCAUGUCACAAUUCUUGUUUCAGAUACGUAAUGAUGACGACGACGUGAUAGAAGAGCUUAUGAUUAACAGUUGUACCUGCAAUUCUCCGAAGACCUGGGUGAUGUUAAUCUGCUGUUUAAAAGGAAUUUUGUUGACGUUUGGAGUAUUUUUGUCGUGGGAGACAAGAAACGUCCAUUGCUUGCAGCCAAAUGAUUCCAAAAACACCGGUUUGGCGGUGUAUAACGUGUUCAUGUUCUCAUGCCUUGCUCUUGUGGUCAUGUUUGUGGAAACGUACCCUCCCAUUGAAAUGCUGAUUGAAAGAACGAUCGUGUUUGUAGGAACAACGUGUACAAUUUGUCUCUUGUUCUUACCAAAAGUAAGGAAAAAUUUUAGUAUUUCAGUUACAUAA